This is a messenger RNA of Rhinocladiella mackenziei CBS 650.93, 2151 nucleotides long. RefSeq names its product S-(hydroxymethyl)glutathione dehydrogenase. The transcript has 10 exons. NCBI's taxonomy places the organism in Eukaryota, Fungi, Ascomycota, Eurotiomycetes, Chaetothyriales, Herpotrichiellaceae. Gene Ontology annotation, cellular component: cytosol. Gene Ontology annotation, biological process: formaldehyde catabolic process; lipid metabolic process. The record is from RefSeq and is a predicted model, not a curated record. Gene Ontology annotation, molecular function: zinc ion binding; S-(hydroxymethyl)glutathione dehydrogenase [NAD(P)+] activity; phosphoric diester hydrolase activity. The coding region runs from base 1 to 2151 and encodes 716 amino acids.
AUGUCUGCCGAUACUGUUGGAAAGACCAUUACUUGCAAGGCCGCCGUUGCCUGGGAGGCCGGCAAAGACCUUACGAUCGAGGAUGUCGAGGUUGCGCCUCCAAAAGCCCACGAAGUCCGUAUUCAGAUCUACUAUACCGGUGUCUGCCACACUGAUGCCUACACGCUUUCUGGCAAAGACCCAGAGGGUGCGUUCCCAAUCAUUCUAGGACACGAGGGUGCAGGUAUUGUCGAAUCCGUGGGUCAGGGUGUCACCAACGUGAAACCUGGAGACGCUGUCGUUGCGCUCUACACCCCGGAAUGCAGAGAGUGCAAGUUCUGCAAGUCUGGUAAAACCAACUUGUGCGGAAAGAUCCGAGCCACCCAGGGCAAAGGCGUCAUGCCAGAUGGUACCUCAAGAUUCAAGUGCAAGGGCCAAGAUAUUCUUCACUUCAUGGGCACUUCGACCUUUUCCCAGUACACUGUCGUCGCUGAUAUCUCGGUGGUGGCCAUCACGGACGAGGCCCCGAUGGACAGGACCUGCCUGUUGGGUUGUGGCAUCACCACCGGAUACGGAGCCGCCGUCAUUACCGCCAACGUCGAGGAAGGCUCCAACGUUGCUGUCUUCGGCGCGGGUUGUGUUGGUCUCUCAGUUAUCCAAGGAGCCGUCAAGAACAAGGCCGGCAGGAUUAUUGUUGUCGACGUCAAUGAUAAGAAAGAGGAAUGGGCCAAAAAAUUCGGCGGUACCGACUUUGUCAAUCCCACGAAAUUGUCCGGCCAGACUAUCCAGGAGAAGUUGAUCGAAAUGACCGAUGGCGGUUGUGACUACACCUUCGACUGCACAGGUAACGUCCAAGUCAUGAGAGCUGCGCUCGAGGCCUGCCACAAAGGUUGGGGUCAAUCCAUCAUCAUUGGCGUUGCUCCCGCUGGUGCCGAAAUCUCCACGAGGCCCUUCCAGCUCGUCACCGGUCGUGUCUGGCGAGGCUGUGCUUUCGGUGGUGUCAAAGGCCGAACGCAACUCCCCGGUCUUGUCCAGGACUACAUGGAUGGAAAGCUGAAAGGGAGACAGGUGGCCUUCUCCAAUAGACGUGGAUUCAGCAUGCACUAUCAAAAUCUCGACCUUGAGAUCCGGGAGCCUUUGCUGAAGAAAGAAGUAAAUUCUUUGCCCCAGGAGAAGACCGACUGCGGCGGGCAAAUCCAAAAUCUGACAGAUGACUUUCCAUUGCCAAGUUGGACCUGGGCGAAGCCAAAUAGUCAGGGGAAACUUUUCCCACAAACUAUCGCCCAUCGAGGUUACAAGGCGGAACAUCCGGAGAACACCUUGAAAGCUUUCCAAGGUGCUGUCGAGGUUGGAACCCAUGCGAUCGAGACAGAUAUCCAUCUGUCAAAAGACGGCGUUGUGGUCUUGUCCCACGAUGGAGAUCUCAAACGGUGCUUCGGGCAUCAGGAGAAGAUCAUCGAUUGCAGGUGGGAAUAUCUGAGUUCCCUUCGCACACUCAAAGCGCCUCAUGAACCCAUGCCUCGCCUUCUCGAUUUGCUUGAAUAUGUGGCACAACCAGGCCUGGAGCAUAUCUGGUUAUUGCUCGAUAUCAAGCUUGACAACAACUCCGACGACGUCAUGAGAUUAAUGGCGACGACGCUGGCAUCAGUCGAUCCCGGCCAUCGGGCUUGGAAUGAGCGGGUGGUGCUUGGGAUAUGGGCAGCCAAAUUUCUCCCUCUAUGCACAAAAUACCUCCCAAGCUUCCCGGUCACGCACAUUGGAUUUUCCACAUGUUACGCCAGGCAAUUUUUGAAGGUCCCGAAUGUGUCGUUCAACAUGUUGCAAAAGGUUCUGUUUGGACCUCUCGGGGCGCGGUUUAUGCGAGACGUACGAAAAGCAGAGCGACCACUCUAUGUGUGGACGGUCAACGACACAAAUCUGAUGAAAUGGUGUAUUCAAAAAAACGUCGACGGCGUCAUCACAGACGAUCCAAAGAGGUUCAAGCGCAUCUGCGACGAGUGGGAUGAGCGGGAGCCCGUAGCCAGGGUCAGCUUGAAGCAGUGGCUCUAUACACUGUGGCUGUGGAUUAUGGUUGGCGUUUUCUUCACGCCCUUCAAGCGCAAGUUUCCCGAGACUGUAGAGCAGUUCAUUAGAAGGAACGAUCUGGAAGCGAAGGCGGUAUCAAGGGAUUGA